Oreochromis aureus is the source of this 5355-nucleotide messenger RNA. RefSeq names its product insulin-like growth factor 1 (gene igf1). Gene Ontology annotation, molecular function: growth factor activity; hormone activity. The record is from RefSeq and is a predicted model, not a curated record. The transcript is spliced from 5 exons. Gene Ontology annotation, cellular component: extracellular region. Bases 214 to 762 code for a protein of 182 amino acids. Lineage: Eukaryota; Metazoa; Chordata; Actinopteri; Cichliformes; Cichlidae.
UGUCUGUGUAAUGUAGAUAAAUGUGAGGGAUUUUCUCUCUAAAUCCGUCUCCUGUUCGCUAAAUCUCACUUCUCCAAAACGAGCCUGCGCAAUGGAACAAAGUCGGAAUAUUGAGAUGUGACAUUGCCCGCAUCUCAUCCUCUUUCUCCCUGUUUUUAAUGACUUUAAACAAGUUCAUUUUCGUCGGGCUUUGUCUUGUGGAGACCCGUGGGGAUGUCUAGCGCUUUUUCCUUUCAGUGGCAUUUAUGUGAUGUCUUCAAGAGUGCGAUGUGCUGUAUCUCCUGUAGCCACACCCUCUCACUACUGCUGUGCGUCCUCACCCUGACUCCGACGGCAACAGGGGCGGGCCCUGAGACCCUGUGCGGGGCGGAGCUGGUCGACACGCUGCAGUUUGUCUGUGGAGAGCGAGGCUUUUAUUUCAAUAAACCAACAGGCUAUGGCCCCAGUGCAAGGCGGUCACGUGGCAUCGUGGACGAGUGCUGCUUCCAAAGCUGUGAGCUGCAGCGCCUUGAGAUGUACUGUGCACCUGUCAAGACUCCCAAGAUUUCUCGCUCUGUGCGUUCACAGCGGCACACAGACAUGCCAAGAGCACCCAAGGUUAGUAGCAGAGCGAACAAGGGGACAGAGCGUAGGACAGCGCCUCAGCCAGACAAGACAAAAAACAAGAAGAGACCUUCACCUGGACAUAGUUCAUCCUUCAAGGAAGUCCACCAGAAAAACUCAAGUCGAGGAAGUUCGGGGGGCAGGAAUUACAGAAUGUAGGGAAGGAGCAAAUGGACAAAUGCCCAGCAACUUGGGAGGAGAGAAGGGAGUGGCCUUACCUGGUACCCCUGUGGAAUGGUUCACUGUAAAACAAAAGAAAGAAGAUGCUAAUAAUGACCUGAAAAGCUCUUCAAAAUGAUUGAAAACAGAGAGCUAGGUGGUGUGUAAGGGUCUGAUGUGGAAAAUUGUGAUUAUUUUAUACACUGCACCAUUCCAUACUGGGAGGAAUUCUUUGUUAAUGCAAUGUAACAGACUAGUUUAGCUGCUAAGACACGAACAAGAGCUUAUUAUACCUCCAUGUUGGAGCUGCAGCCUCCCCAGGCUCCAGGAAAGAUGGGAACGUAUCUGGGCCUCAGCCAAUCAGAGAGCAGCAUGGCUGUGGCUCGGUCACAUUUAACAGUUAGUACCCCAGUUCAAAGCUGAUAUAUUACCUUCAGAGUUUGUUUUUAUGCACCAUCCAUUACUGUGGAUAUUUUUAUUAUGUAAAAAAAAAUAAAAAAGGUUUGCUUUAAGGACAAAGACCAGGUGGUUCAUCACAGUUUAAACAUUGUUGUAGGUAUUUUAACUUGAGUCUAAGUCUAAACCUUACUAAGAGGAGUCGCUGGAAGGUUUGAGAUCAGUCCAAAUCCCUCUUAAGCCCCAGGAAGUGUUCAAAACCUGAGGACUGAGUCUACAAUCCAAACAUUAUAAAAGGAGCUCAAGCACUAUUAGAGGGGAUUUUAAAGAAAGUGGGUAGUACAGAAGGUACUACAAAAAAAAGACUGGGAUUUUUCACAUUUUCCAAAACAGAAAAACAAAUUAACCAGAAGCUAAAACUGAGUUCUCGUUUGGUCCUCAGAAGUGUGUCAUUCGGUGAAGUCAAAGUGCAUUUGGCAAACUGAAGUGGAACAAGUCAAAUAAUGACAAUCAGGCAAAAUGUUUGUCGUCUGCAUCCUUUCACAUGUCAACACCCCAGCCAAAUUUGAUUUUUGACAACAGUUCAGUCAACAUUUCAGUUUGAGUGGAAACCUGUGUUUAACCUUGAACACAGGUUUCCACUCACAACCCGUGUUCAAGGGUAAACACGAUGUUAUGAAAGUUUAGUCAAAGCAAGUGCUCUAAAAAGAAGUACAACCGUCACACGUAUGAGUUUAAGUGACUGAUCUUGACCUGGAUAUUUUAUUAGCUUAGGGAGGAUGAGAACUUUGCAACUUUAUCUGAUGGCAAGAGUAGAAUGAACCUCCACUGCAUUCAUUGCAGAGUGCACCCAAGAAACACGCAUAUUUGGUGAACAUUGGCAAAACCACAAGGACAAAUCUUUCUGGUGAUGUGAUGUUCGCAUAUCAGAACACAAAUACACAUGCAAAAGCACUCACAAGGUAAAUUAAAGUUGUGCAACUACAAGCAAAGGUCAUGCACACAUACACCAACUUUCAUGAAAAGCCAGUUCUGAGAAGUCCUUGCAUGAGGACUAACGAAAACGGCUGUUUGUUUAAGCCUCAAAAAAAAAAAAAAAAAAAGAUUAAAAAAAAACGAUAAGAAAAAAAAUAAUAAUUGCCCAAGACGACUCAUCUCUGGCUCUGUCUCCUCUGCCUGUGUAUAAUCAAACAGUAUUCCCAUUAUGUUAACCUAUGCAUUACUAUCAUUCAUUGUACAUGAUGGUUUCAUAUAACAAAACUGUAUUAAGAAUCCUAUCCACUGUAUAAUGGUGCUAUUUUGUAGUUUGUUACUUGCAAGAGAUGGCUAAGAGACUGAUGGCAGGGCUUACAUUGGAGGUCUUCCCUUUUGCACAGCCUUGUGGCCACCAUUUUAAUAGUGUUUUUAUUUGUAAGCUGUUUCAAUAAGGUAGUAGUCUAAGCGAGUAAAUGUAUCUGUGUGAAAUCUGUGAAUGCACGAAGAAUUUAAAAAAAAAAAAAAAGGAAAUGAAUAUACCAUGUUGUGUUCCCAAGAAGGCAAAAUGCUAUUUUUUCUACUGUUUUAAAUUAUUUUCUCAAUAUAGAUCCCUUAUGCCAAAUAACUUGACAAAAGAACUGUGAACAAUGAUUCUUCAAAUUGUAUUAAGAUUGUAAAAAGUCAUCCUGUACUUUUGUCUGUCCAGAUGUGUGUGUUGGUGAUAAUUCACGUAACUGGAAGUCAAAGUACCAGCUAUUGAAAUUACUUAAAACGAGACAAUGCAACCUUUGUCAAACAGCAGACAAUUAGCAUACAUCCAACAAAAAUCCCAAAUGUACCCAUUUCAGUAACAUAUCUAGAGUCUGGAUCUUUAAUUUAAUGACAUAAAUAAAAAAAAGGUCGUUGCUACUCUCGUAGAGACAGAGCACAACUCAGUCUCUACGAACCCUACAAAAGUAGGGCUGUGGACUCAGAGUUGACUGGUCGAUAGUUUAGUUGACACGCUCUUACCUGAUAACAUUUUUAUUGAUUAUACGGUCCUCAGUCUUAUUCGGCUCACAACUAAGGACUCACCCAAACCUGAGUACAUUGACAGAAUAAGAGAUGGGCACUGAAGUCAGCCACUAGUUUGAGAAAUCCUGUUGAGGUCUUGAGCUGAUUUAUUUAUUCCUUUUUUUUUUUUUAACCAUUCUUGGUGCUUUGAAACCAAAAAAGAUGAACUUUGAAACCACACAAAUUUAUAUAGGACCAAAAGUAAUGUUGAAUCUGCAGGAGUCGCCCUCUGGUAGCAUUUGAAAAGAAUACAGGUUUAAACCUCUUCUGCUUUGGCAUCUGGUUGCCUAUGCCUAUGAGUGUCGGCUAGCCAAUGUAAUUAUUAUUUAUAGAUUUAAUUAACUAUUACUCAGAGUCGGUUCCAAAGUAACUGACAACAUUUAAAGUUUGCAGCAUUUUGAAAAUCACAGUUCAACUACCAACAAACCACAUCAUCUAAAAAUUGUAAGCCAACAUGUCUGCCUGAGUAUAUUUUAAUAUAUUUUUUCUGAUAAUAACUUACACCUGCAGAUUUAUCCAGAUACAACUUCACUGGCUUCAGCAGAUAAGACUAAAAUGGGUAUGACAUACAGUGAAGGAUUAGGGUCAUUGAAAAAAAAUAUCUUUGAGUCAGACCUGCACCUGUCAACAUGGAAAAUAAUGGCACAAAGUUAAAUAUUUUAUUCUAUGUAACUAAAAUUAAAGAGCUGUUUCACAGAGAUCGUGAGCUCUUCUAAAAACUACUCCAUUAGCAUGGGAAAACAAUCACCACCACAAGUUGUACUUGAAAUGUUAACAAAAUUCCUGCUGCUAUCUCAAAACCCCAGAUUUAAAAAAACCCCAGAGGAUUAUUUUUAUCUUUAGUUUUUUUAGCUAUUAGAAAACUAGCAAAGCCAUUUGCAGAUAUAUUAACUUUAUAACUUUAACACAGUGGUUCAGCAGAGCUUAGAAAAAUACAGCCAUAAUUGCAGUUUUCCCCAUUCUUCCCGUUCCCACUCCUGGCUAAUUACCUGUAACACACUUCUCCAUUCUUUAGUCUGUUGGUGCUAACAGUCGUGACAGAAAAGAAGUGAUCUUCCCACAAAAUAAAUGUUGAGCUGAAUUAUUAAUCGUGCUUUGUCUCUACAUUUAUCAUUUAGCCAGUUAGCUUAGCUUGCUGACUACGUGUACUCAAUGUAAUCCGCCCACUAGCAAUCCUAAAGCUCACAGAUUAACACAGGAAGUGAACCCUGUGUGUUAUUUCACCUCAAUUUUUAAAGAUUAGAUAAACAAGAUUCUGAGCUUUAGAGGAGCUUUAAAAAAUAAAUAAAUAAAACCCUCUGGGCAGAGCCAAGGCAGCUGUUCCCUGUUCCUAGCUAACAUUGCUAAGCUAAACUAACGGGCUACUGAACCUGGCUUCAUAUUUAAGCUACAAUUAAAAAUUUAAUUAGCCCAUGUUGAGAACUGAACUAAGAUUGCAUUGUCUGGCUUUAAGAGUAACCCAGGAGUUUAAUUUAUCUUGUCCAAAAUAUUCGUUAUCAAUUCUCAAUUAAAACUUAUUUUCACAGAUUAAUUUAAAAGUGUGUUUUUGUUUCUAAAAAGGUUGUAUAAUGUGGAUUUGCUAUAUUCUUUAGUGUUUAUUCCAAGCAAACUGUCUUAUUAGUCGACCUGGCAGCAGAAAUGAAAUAGGAAGCUGGCUGGAGAACAGCUCUGGUUCUCCCAGAUCUUCAGAUAAAUGGUAUAAACCAAAGACUCUUUGAUUAAAGUGAAGCCUCACUCACCAUUAUUGUAUCAUGAAUGAAACCAAUGAGCUGUUCAUUAAAUAUCAAAUGAUGCAAUCACUGUCUCAACUUCACUACAACAACAGUACACCCGUCACACUAUGUUUCUGGUACCUGAAAUACAGUUUGUGCAUUAAAAAACAGAAGCUGCAGCAGCCAUCUUCAAACAAUGAAUGAAACAUUCCAGUUUGUCAGUGGUAUGCAAUGAUCAAUAAAGCCUGGAUCAUGGGAGCGUGCGAGUCAUUCAUGAUUAUAUGAGGUGUUAUACGAGAUGAUACAAUUUCCUGAAGGUCACUGUCCAAAACAACUGUCUGAUUGGAGCGCUGUUAUUCAUGGUGCUUGAUUGCCUUCUGUAGACAAAAAAAAAAAAAAAAAAAAAUACUGACAAACUGUUCACCAUUCCUGCUGAAUAAACCACUUGUCAACAUCA